This is a messenger RNA of Vombatus ursinus (common wombat), 1872 nucleotides long. It is a transcript of the gene NAA50, whose product is annotated as N(alpha)-acetyltransferase 50, NatE catalytic subunit. Bases 71 to 583 code for a protein of 170 amino acids. Gene Ontology annotation, cellular component: NatA complex. Gene Ontology annotation, molecular function: acyltransferase activity, transferring groups other than amino-acyl groups. NCBI's taxonomy places the organism in Eukaryota, Metazoa, Chordata, Mammalia, Diprotodontia, Vombatidae. The transcript is spliced from 5 exons. The record is from RefSeq and is a predicted model, not a curated record. Gene Ontology annotation, biological process: mitotic sister chromatid cohesion.
GCUUGGGGCGCGGCGGCGGCGACGGCGGCGGCGGGAUCGGCGGUAAAGACGGCCACGGCAGGCGGGGAAGAUGAAAGGUAGCCGGAUCGAGCUGGGAGACGUGACACCACACAACAUUAAGCAGUUGAAGAGGUUAAACCAGGUCAUCUUUCCAGUCAGCUACAAUGACAAGUUCUACAAGGAUGUGCUGGAGGUUGGCGAACUAGCAAAACUUGCUUAUUUCAAUGAUAUUGCAGUGGGUGCAGUAUGCUGUAGAGUGGAUCAUUCACAGAAUCAGAAGAGACUUUACAUCAUGACACUAGGAUGUCUGGCACCUUACCGAAGGCUAGGAAUAGGAACUAAAAUGUUGAAUCAUGUCUUAAACAUCUGUGAAAAAGAUGGCACUUUUGACAACAUUUAUCUGCAUGUCCAGAUCAGCAAUGAGUCAGCAAUUGACUUCUACAGAAAAUUUGGCUUUGAGAUCAUUGAGACGAAGAAAAACUAUUACAAGAGGAUAGAGCCAGCGGAUGCUCAUGUGCUACAGAAAAACCUCAAAGUUCCUUCUCUUGGCCAGAAUGCAGACGUGCAAAAGACCGACAACUGAACAAAUUAUGAAUGAACUUUCUUGCACUUGCUUGUCGCCAAAUAAAAGAGAGGCCCUUUGAUUUCUCUUCCCUCCCCCUUUUAGCAGCUUUUUUCCCCCUCCUUAACCUUAUUUCUCUUCUCCUUUGUUCCUUUUCCUCCAAAAUUUUAAUACUUCUUCCAAGGACUGUAAAAUUAAUCAUGUUUGGGUUUUUUGUUUGAGGUUUUGGGUUUUCUUUUUUUUUUUUUUUUGAGGGGUAGGGUGGGUAAAGGGUGGAAGAGGUGUCUUAUUUCUUUAGUUUUACAGUUGGAGGGGAUAGGUGGUCCUAAAAAAAUUGGAUGUUAUAAUUUCAGAUUUACUUUUGAGUGAUUUUAUGUCCUGCUUUCACAUUGAAGGGCAGAUAUUAACAAAUUGUGUAUUUCUCUUUUCUCCUCCCCCCCCCCCAAAAAAUAGCAAUAUCUUGUCCUCUAAUUCACAGACAAGUUUUGUGUGUUUGUGGUGUUUGGGAUUUAAAAAAAAAAAUCUGUGGGAUACUUAAUCCCCUGAAACAUUGCCUUGCACUCCACCUUUCAACCCUUCUGAGAUAUUUCUCAGGAGUUUGGAGCAUUGUUAACCCUGUAAGAAAUAUUAAGCUUGAUCCUUUUUUUUUGAAAAGCAAAUAUUUCCUCCUAAUCUUUGUAAGGGGGUGAAAAGUGUUACGUCCUUUGGUCUCAGUAUUUUUGAGUUAAGCUUCUCUGCUUUUGCUGAUGAGUGGACUGGUUGUCUUGUAGGCAUCUCCUACCUGCUGCUGAUUGUUACUAGUGGCAUUAAUUAUUUUUGGUGUAUAUCGGCUGGUAAGAUGUUAAUGAAGUCCUUAACAUUCCAGCUAGUACUAUGUAGACCUGAAAGUACUUAAUUGACCUGAAAGGUUUGGUGUGACUUGCUUUCCUCCUAUUUUCUGCAAACACUUUGUCUGCUUUUGGAAUCCUUAAUAGUGGUCAGUCCCAGCUUUGCCAUUGAGUGGACACCCUUAUAUAAGUCAGUCCUCCUAAAUUAACCUGGAUGCAGGUACUUGGGCUUUUAAGGAAUUGCUCAUCAUUUUAUUCAAAAUAUCUGAAGUGAGGUUUAGGUGGGCUUAUGCAUGAUGAUUUGUGCAUUUGUCGGCUCCCCCCCCUUAAAAUUCAGCUGAUGCAGACUCCUAAACCUGUGGCCACUGGGAUUUGAGGUGCAGGGCAAAGAAUGUGUGCAAAUUAUUGUUCUGAGAAUUAUAAUACAGGGAUCUUAUGCUUACCCAUAACCUACCAGGAAACAUCCCAAAUUUGCUUACACCA